CAGAUCGACUAGUUGGAGUCGAAAUGGUUUACAAAAUUAAUAAAUAUUUGAAUAUUUAUCAAUGGUCAUUUCUUUUGUUAACCAUUAUAUCUCCUUUGAUAGUUAAAUGUGAGAGUGAUCCAGACGAGUUUGUCCCUCCAUUGAUUUACAUCCAAUCUCGUGGUUACACAGGUGAAAGUCAUUACAUAACUACCGAUGAUGGUUACAUUUUACAGGUUCAUCGUAUAAUAUCACCGAAAUACUUGAAUUUACCAAGAAAAGCUGCUCUCCUGCAACAUGGCCUUUUACUGUCUGGAAUGGUUUUCAUCAUUAAUUCACCGGGUGGAGGCGAUUACUUUCAUGGACCGGUAGAGAACCAUGACCCAGUAAAUCAUUACAGAAGUCGCCAUCCUGAGAUUGGAAACAAUUUAGGUUUUCUAUUAGCUGACCAUGGAUAUGAUGUUUGGUUGGCCAAUUCAAGAGGAAACACUUAUUCAACCAACCACACCAAACUGAGUCCUUUUCAAGAUAAAAAAUAUUGGGAAUUUUCUUUUGAUGAAAUGGCCCUCUACGAUUUACCAGCGGUCAUCAGUCAUAUACAGUACGUUACUGGGCAGAAAGAAAUAGCUUACAUUGGACAUUCCCAAGGAACAGCAAUAGCUUUUGUUUUACUUUCAGAGAGACCUCAGUAUGCGUCGAUUCUUAAACCAGUCAUUUUGUUGGCGCCGAUUAUGAAUAUAUCAACUACCAAAGAUGCAUUGAAACAUGUACUAACUGAUGAAGAGUUGAUGAAAGAUUUGCUCAAAGUUGGUGGACCUUUGCUUCCUCAUGCCUCUUUGCUCGAGCUUUUCCCAGAAGUUGUUUGCGCUACAAAACUCCUUUACAUAUGUGAAAAUGUACUUCAAAUAAUGGGAGGACUCAAUGUAGCCCAGUUGAACGUAACUCGACUUCCAGUUUACUUUUCAUACAUUCCCGCAGGAACAUCAGCUAAAAAUUUUGUCCACUACAAACAGAUGGUUUUAAAAGGGGCUCGAUAUUUUGACCAUGGUCCAGAAAAAAAUAUGGCAAUGUAUGGAAAAUCAGAGCCUCCAGAGUUUCACUUUGAUAGACUGGAUACAAGUAAUAUGGUCAUGUUUUGGAGUGAAAAUGAUUUGUUUUGUGGAGCAGAAGAAAUGGAUGCUGUUAGACGGACUCUCAGACGUCCUCCUAUGGCCGAGUACAGAAUACCUGAUCCUUUAUGGUCACAUAUGGACUUUCUCUUUGGUCGUCAAGCUGGACGUUUUGUCAAUGGACCAAUAUUAGGCAUUUUAAAACGCUAUCCGAUUUCCUGGUUACCUGGUCGAGGUCCUCAAAACCAUGGAAGCUUCUCUGGUCACUCUAAUUUACCAACACCAGCCCAUAAACCUGGUCAACUGAUUAAUAAGCCAAAAUAUAGUCGACCUUAUCAACCUUCACUUAACGGAUAACAUCUUUAAUCAAGUCGCAUUAAAGCAACUGUCUUUCAUUGCAAUUAGUUGAUUUCAAAUGUACGUUUGGACGCUGAUCCAGUUAAAUUGUGAAAUUAUUUUA
Messenger RNA from Tetranychus urticae (two-spotted spider mite), 1548 nucleotides. Its product is annotated as lysosomal acid lipase/cholesteryl ester hydrolase. The record is from RefSeq and is a predicted model, not a curated record. Gene Ontology annotation, biological process: lipid metabolic process. Lineage: Eukaryota; Metazoa; Arthropoda; Arachnida; Trombidiformes; Tetranychidae.